Molecule: messenger RNA, 1452 nt
Organism: Cyphellophora europaea CBS 101466
Lineage: Eukaryota; Fungi; Ascomycota; Eurotiomycetes; Chaetothyriales; Cyphellophoraceae
Exons: 1
Coding region: 1-1452 (483 amino acids)
Biological process (GO): positive regulation of transcription by RNA polymerase II
Cellular component (GO): nucleus
Molecular function (GO): DNA-binding transcription factor activity; transcription cis-regulatory region binding
Source: RefSeq, a predicted model, not a curated record
AUGCCUGUUGCAGAAGGUAUCGAGGCUACCGCGGCCCCCAAUGCAUUUUUUCAGCAAAUCCCUGGUUCACUAUCAAUCAUGCCUGUGAGCACUCUUCGGGCAAGCGAUUACAGCCUCUUGGCUUAUUAUGAGUCCAUUAUCUGUCCGUCAAGUGUCUUUCUGGAGGGUAUCAGUAAUCCAUACCGGCAAGUCCUAUUGCCAAUGGCGCUGCAAUCUCGAGGCAUGUUUCAUGCAACGCUGGCGAUAUCUGCAAAUACUUUGCGUCUUUCUUCGGCAGAAUAUGCCGUACUUGCGCUAGAACAUCAACGCCAAGCCCUGAGACACUUGAUGCAUCUGAUCAAACGGGAAGAUAUGGACGCGACGAGUAUGGACGAGGUUCUGGGCCUGGUUUUAAUGCUUUGCUGGUUUGACAUAUCUGAUGGCUGCCGCCCUUCCUGGACCAAGCAUCUCAAAGGCUUCCGUGGGCUACUUUUGCAUCACCAACGACUAACUCGCAACAGUCAUUCCCAAAGUCAUAGCCUGGAACGUUUCUUCACUCAAUACUUCGUCUUCCACCUAGUGCUUGCCAAGACUACCUUUCACACUGACGACAUCGGACUUGGUGGCGAUAGCAACGCUUGCAAAGGGAACAGCCAACAACUUGCCAGCGAGCCUCUGCCAAAGACCGACGGUGAGCUGGAUCGGGACUUUUCCUCACCUUCGGCAGCGUUCAUCUCGGCCUAUCUAUCGUCUUCUAAGGAGAUCAACUUGUACAUGGGUUUCUCGGACGCGCUGCUUCUCUUGAUCAAUGAGAUAGCCGAGCUCAGUGUUCAGACCCCGAGAGUUAUCAUAGCUCGCCAGAUAAAACGACGUCUGGACAAACUAGUGCAGGAGAUUCCCCUAUUGAACGGCAGCAUUGUCGUUGGACGUGAGCGCAUCGCAAUCCUGGCUACAGCAGAGACCUAUCGGAUUGGGGCUUUGCUGUUCUUCCACGAAGUGCUACGAAACUCGCAACUCGGUAGCGAUGUCGUGAAUGAGGUCUUCAAGCCUUCCGAACGAGCAGCUUACAUCACAUCUAUCCUGAAUUUAGUGGACUCAAAUCCCGACGUGCAUCAUAUGGCUUGUCUACCCUUAUGGCCACUGUUUAUCGCCGGCUGCUGCGCAGACGAUGACUUGGAGAGAGUCAAGACGCUCAUGAUCUUCGAGUUGAUGGAGAAACAGCAAAGGUUCGGUAAUAUCGCACCUGCUCGCCAGGUCUUAGAGAUGACUUGGCGUCAGCGAGACUUGCGCCACGAGGAGACUUCAGCGCCCUCGAGCAAGCUUGCAAAGGCAGAUCGUGGGCAGCCUACACGCAGAGUAUCACCAAACCAGGUAGCAUUACCAAAGUUGGCACUCGGCAGUUCCAUGCCAAAUACCUACGAGUGGGAACGCAUACUCAACAUGUUGGGUGGAUGGAGGAUCAGUCUCACAUGA